Molecule: messenger RNA, 6072 nt
Organism: Morone saxatilis (striped sea-bass)
Lineage: Eukaryota; Metazoa; Chordata; Actinopteri; Moronidae
Gene: map3k15
Product: mitogen-activated protein kinase kinase kinase 15
Biological process (GO): MAPK cascade; protein phosphorylation; cellular response to stress
Molecular function (GO): ATP binding; MAP kinase kinase kinase activity
Source: RefSeq, a predicted model, not a curated record
AUAAAAUUUCAGACGGUGGACAGCAAAGUCCUGAUUGUAUCCUGCACUAUAAACAAUCUCCCUCCAUUGGAAACGUAUUCAAACCAGACUGGGGACGAGAGCCAAAAGGAGUAAUUUAACUUCUGGAUGUUUCUAUUCACCUCUCUCCACAUUUCAUCCUCUCUCUCGCGGAUCUAGUCGGAUCCAGUCUGAGUGAAGCGGACUUCUUGGUGCGAGAUAAUCGGCAGAUGAUGUAAGUUAAUGAGGCGGAGAUGCGGGGGCACAAACUCAGACGCGCUCCGCUCCAGCGAGGACAGGUGAGCAACAAGUGAGUGAGAGGAGGACGAGACGGAGGAGUAGACAGAAUAAAGGAAGUAACAGGAGGGAGAGGUGGAAAGUCACCGGAGAAGGAAGGAGAUAAAGCAGAAACACGUCCCUGGUUCUCGCUAUGGACUCUGGGCAGAGCGCGCAGGCGGCCGACAUGGGAGGGGAGCACUCCGCCGGUGUGUGCGUCUUGGAGCGGGACAGGGACCGGGAGAGGGGCGAGGUGUCCAGCCCUUGCCCGCCAGCCAAACAGCGCUCUCUGCGGGUGGUGUACGUCCUGAACGACGGGCUGAAGUCGGUGAUGGCCAGCAGCCCGGAGUCCGGAGCGCUGCAGUGCCUGCAGAGAGCCUGCGACGCGGAGAGCGCACUGCUCACAACCGUUACCUUCGGGAGGCUGGACUUUGGAGAAACAUCGGUGCUGGACAGUUUCUACGAUGCAGACAUCGCGGUGGUAGACAUGAGCGAUGUGUUCCGACAGCCCUCCUUGUUUUACCCAUCUGGCGUAACGGGAAACUUUGACAUGGCUAACAACGUCAUCCUGUACCACGACACUGACCCUGACACUGCCCAGUCACUGAAGGACAUGGUGGCACAGAAAAACACAGCAUCCAGUGGUAACUACUACUUCAUCCCUUACAUAGUGACUCCUAACCAUGAGUAUAUGUGCUGUGAGAGUGACGCCCAGCGCAGGGCCAGUGAGUACAUGCAGCCCAGCUGGGACAACCUGCUGGGGCCGCUCUGCGUUCCUCUAACUGACCGCUUCACCAGCCUACUGAAGGACAUCCACGUCACAUCCAGUGCUUCCUUUAAGGACACCCUGCUAAAUGACAUCAGGAAGGCCCGGGAGAAGUACCAGGGAGAGGAGCUGGCCAAGGAGCUCUCCCGAAUCAAACUCAGAAUCGACAACACAGAGGUCCUCACCCAGGACAUCGUCAUGAACCUGCUGUUUUCUUACAGAGACAUACAGGACUAUGAUGCCAUGGUGAAGCUGGUGCAGACUCUGGAGAUGCUGCCGACAUGUGAUCUGGCCACUCAGCCCAUGAUCCAGUUCCACUACGCCUUCGCCCUCAACAGAAGGAACAGUCCUGGUGACAGGGAGCAGGCUCUCAGAGUGAUGCUGCAGGUGUUGCAGUCAUGUGAACAUCCAGCGCCGGACAUGUUCUGCCUCUGUGGACGGAUAUACAAGGACAUCUUCCUGGAUUCAGACUGUAAAGACACCAAAAACAGGGACAACGCAAUCCAGUGGUACAGAAAGGGUUUUGAGCUGCAGCCAACUCUCUACUCCGGUAUCAACCUGGCUGUCCUCCUCAUAGUUGCUGGCCUGCAGUUCGAGAGCUCCAUUGAACUGAGGAAAAUAGGUGUGAGGCUGAACAGUCUGCUGGGUCGCAAAGGUUCCCUGGAGAAAAUGAAUAACUACUGGGACGUGGGCCAGUUCUUCACCGUUAGCAUGCUAGCUAGCGACAUCCCUAAAGCUACCCAGGCUGCCGAAAAACUCUUCAAACUCAAGCCGCCUCUCUGGUAUUUGCGGUCUGUGGUGCAGAACCUGCAGCUGAUCCAGAGGUUUAAGAAGCAGACGAUAGAGCACUCUCCUCAGCGGGAGAGACUCAACUUCUGGAUGGACAUCAUUGUAGAGGCCACGCAGGGCACCACCAAUCGACUGCGGUUUCCAGUGUUGAUUCUGGAGCCAACUAAGGUUUACCAGCCCUCCUAUGUGUCCAUUAACAACGAGGCUGAAGAGAAGAAUGUCUCUAUCUGGCAUGUUUCUCCUACCGAAACGAAAGGGAUCCAUGAGUGGAACUUCACUGCAAUGUCCAUCAAAGGCAUUAGUAUCAGUAAGUUCGAUGAGCGCUGCUGCUUCCUCUACGUCCACGAUAACUCAGACGACUUCCAGAUCUACUUCUCCACUGAGGAACAGUGCGGUCGGUUCUGCUCCAUGGUGAAAGAGAUGAUAUCUGAUGGGACGGGAAAUGCUGUGGAGCUGGAGGGGGAAGGAGACGGAGAUACACUGGAGUAUGAGUAUGACACCAAUGAGACAGGGGACAGGGUGGUGUUGGGACGGGGCACCUAUGGAGUGGUGUAUGCUGGGAGAGACCUCAGCAACCAGGUCCGAAUUGCCAUAAAAGAGAUCCCUGAGAGAGACAGCAGGUACUCCCAGCCCCUUCAUGAAGAGAUUGCCCUUCACAAGUACCUGAAGCACAGGAACAUUGUUCAGUAUUUGGGGUCGGUUUCUGAGAACGGAUACAUCAAGAUCUUCAUGGAACAAGUGCCUGGAGGAAGCCUGUCUGCGUUGCUGCGAUCGAAAUGGGGCCCGCUGAAGGAGGCAACUAUAAUAUUCUACACCAGACAGAUCCUGGAGGGGCUCCGAUACUUGCACGAAAACCAGAUUGUCCACAGAGAUAUCAAGGGUGACAAUGUGUUGGUGAAUACCUACAGUGGUGUCUUGAAGAUCUCAGACUUUGGUACCUCUAAGCGCUUGGCAGGAGUCAACCCCUGUACGGAGACAUUCACCGGUACUCUGCAAUACAUGGCUCCAGAAAUCAUUGAUAAGGGCCCUCGAGGGUACGGGGCCCCGGCUGACAUUUGGUCCCUGGGAUGCACCAUUAUAGAAAUGGCAACUGGGAAACCCCCAUUUCAUGAGCUGGGAGAACCACAGGCAGCUAUGUUUAAGGUGGGAAUGUUUAAGAUCCACCCGGAGAUCCCUGAGUCCUUGUCACUGGAGGCCAAGUCGUUCAUCUUGCGCUGCUUUGAGCCGGACCCUAACAAGAGAGCCAUCGCCUCGGACCUCCUCAGAGACACUUUUGUCAGACACAACGCCAAGGGCAAGAAGAGCAAGAUCGCCUUCAAACCACCAGACUACAUCCACAACGUGUCCCUGCCAGUGCAGUUGCAGUGCGAGGCCACUGGGAGCAGCAGCAGUGAACACGGUUCCGUGAGCCCUGACUGCGACUCCAAACACGACGUUUUCUUCCAGAAGAAGAAAAGUUCUGGCUCUGAGAACAUGCUCAAACCCGCCAACUCAAACUAUUUGAGUGUUCCGGAUGAGGGUUCGGUUUCGGAGGACCGCAGUGCCCCCCCCUCCCCUGAGGACAGGGACGGUGGUCUGUUCCUAUUGAAGAAGGACAGUGAGAGACGGGCCAUUCUGUUCAAGGUCCUCAAUGACGACCAGGCAAAGGUCAUCUCUAACCUCAAGGAGAACCACAUCCAGGGCAGUGAAGAGCUCCAGCUGUCCGUCGAUCACAUUAAGCAGAUCAUCUGCAUCCUGCGAGACUUCAUCCAUUCCCCAGAGAGGCGCGUCAUGGCGGCCACCAUCUCCAAGCUCAAGCUGGACCUGGACUUCGACUCCACCUCCAUCAACCAGAUACAGCUCGUGCUCUUUGGCUUCCAGGACUCGGUAAACAAAGUCCUGAGGAAUCAUCACAUUAAACCCCACUGGAUGUUUGCUAUGGAUAACAUCAUCCGCAGGGCUGUGCAGGCUGCCAUCACCAUCCUCAUACCAGAGCUGCAGACCCACUUUGGCCCGGCAUCAGAGUGUGAGGGAGCAGAGAAGGAAGAUGAAGUGGAUGAAGAGGAGGCGGAGUUUGGUCCUGUUUUACCUGCACCUGCUGACGACCCCGGGACGACAGCUGACCCCGCACAACCUGUGGUCAUCCCGCUAAACUCCACCCACUCACAGGAGCAUCAACGCUCGCAUCAUCAGCUGGGUGCACAGCUGGGCCGGCUCAAACAGGAGACCAACAGGCUGCUGGAAGAGCUGCUGCAAAAGGAGAAGGAGUACCAGCAGGUCCUGAAGGCCACACUGCAGCAGAGAACACACGACCUGGAGCUGGUCAAAGUCAGACACAGACCACCGGACAUUUCACCUCCCUCCAUCUUCCAAAUCCCAGCCGACCACGAGCCAGACAAGCAGCUCACUGAUUGGCUGAAAGAGCAGGGGGCCGACGCUGACACCAUAGAUAAGUUCGUGCUGGAGGAAUACACACUGACUGACAUUCUCAAUGACGUAACCAAAGACGACCUCCGCUGUCUACGUCUACGGGGUGGAGUCCUCUGCCGUAUCUGGCGGGCCAUCCAGCGGCACCGGGAGCGCGACAGGGUGAGGAGCGAAGAACGCUCGGAAGAUGAAGCAUGAUGGGAGACAUGGACUACAACUCUGGAGGACUCUUGUUUUGCAGAAACACGCACACAUCUGCACACUACCAGCCCUGCAUGGUUACUCUACUUUCUCUCCCUUCUCAGUGCCUUUUUCAUGUUGUAGUCUCUGCGUUUUAUAUACAGGACUGACUGAAUCUCCACACAGUGACCAGACCAAAGCGCUUUAGUGCAGGCACUACUGUAUGUAUCUGUAUGUGCAUUUAAAUGUGUAUGUGUGCCACAAUGCGUUUGUGCUUGAGAAUUUUAAAAGGAAAAUUCAUCCUAGUACAGUUUCAAGUGAUACUCCACACAGAAUCUAACUGUAGACUUGAUGCAGGUUGUCUCAGUAAAAAGUAUCAAAAUGUCCUUAAAACUUUUCAAAAUGUCCUGUAGCAUAAUAUGUUUGGUGGUGUUGAUUUAAAUAAAUUUACAGUCAUAAUUUUGCUAAAAUAGGGUCGCAUUGCUUCCAUCUUAAGGCCUUUACACACCGGGGACCUGACCAAUAAACAGUAGUGAUUUGUUUUUCAAGGGAAAAUUUAUGUUUUUGUGGGCUUUGAAGAAAGCAUCUGGAUAUAAUGGCUUCAGUUCCCCAUCAUUAAAUCCCAUGGUGCAGUCUCUGUGGAAAAAUUGUUGGCCACACUGUCAUAUAAUGUUUGUCCUUGUUAGUCGUAUAAUAUUGGUUGAUAAUGAACACCAACCAUCCGGUCCGCCAUUAGAUGUGACGUGACCUCUGUUCCGCACAAUUUCAUUAGUUGAGUAGUUUCGUACUGAAAAACUAUCAUUGCGUUCUGUGUGAAAGUGACUCAUGACGACAGUUGCAAAAAAAUAGAUUGUGUGCAAAAAUAAUCGCACAAAACAAACGACCCUGGGAUUCAAAGGCCUUUAUUCCUCACGCAUGACUCUGUUGAAUCUUCUUGUUCUUCCGUUGGUUAGAACUGCCCCAUCCUUCCUCACACUGAGCAUACAGAUGGAGAGCUGAAGGUCGAUUAUGCUGUAGGAGUGAUUUGACACGUUUCUGUAGACAAUUUGAUAUUGAAUCCAAGCACAGUCCUUGCAAUGAAAUGUAUCAUCAGCCAUAGAAAUUGUACACACUUUUAUUCAGCCAAAGCACGCGAAACCACUUCUAUGGUCUUGAAGACCUUGAGGCUGAUCUAUCAGUCUGUCAGUCUUCUGUGUUUGGGUCUGCCCCCUUGUUUUUCAGAAAAAUUGUAAACUCAAGGCCUCAAACAGUUCUAGUUUCAGGUUGAAUAUAUUAACAUUUACUGGAUAAUUAUUCCAAAACUGUGCGAUGAUGAUCUUCCAUAUAUGACUAGAGAUCUCUGUUAUAAGUCUUGUUAAAUACAAACUUCAGCUAAAAGCCUAAUAAUGCCUUAAAUUUUGUAAACAUUAUUAAACUACAUUAAGAUGAUUUAUUGAAACACACACAUUGUGACUGCCACUACAUCACUGCCUUUACAUUUGUACGCAUGUUAUUAGUGGCGUAAGAUUUCCUUUAUUCUUAAUGAAGUAACUGUUCUCAUCUGUGUGUAUCUGUGUUGAAAUGUUUUUUUUUUAUUAUUCCAACUGUUCACUGUGUAUGUGCUUAUCUGUUUCAUGAUUGCUUUACAACUGCAAUAAACCUGGAAUUAAGGAAGUUGA